This is a messenger RNA of Emys orbicularis (European pond turtle), 477 nucleotides long. RefSeq names its product LY6/PLAUR domain containing 1 (gene LYPD1). NCBI's taxonomy places the organism in Eukaryota, Metazoa, Chordata, Testudines, Emydidae. The record is from RefSeq and is a predicted model, not a curated record. Gene Ontology annotation, molecular function: acetylcholine receptor inhibitor activity. Gene Ontology annotation, biological process: acetylcholine receptor signaling pathway. The transcript is spliced from 3 exons. The coding region runs from base 1 to 477 and encodes 158 amino acids.
AUGCGCCGCGACGGGGGCCGCGCAGCCCGGGGUCCCGGCUCCACGAGGAUGUGGCUCCUCUUCGGCGCGGCAACUUUCUGGGGAUUGGUCCUAGCUCCAGGAUUUGGUCUGCAAAUACAGUGUUACCAGUGUGAAGAAUUCCAGCUAAAUAAUGACUGCUCUGCUCCAGAGUUCAUUGUGAACUGCACAGUGAAUGUUCAAGACAUGUGCCAGAAAGAAGUAAUGGAAAAAAGUUCUGGAAUCCUCUAUCGCAAGUCCUGCGCGUCCUCUGCAGCCUGUCUAAUAGCCUCUGCCGGAUACCAGUCUUUCUGUUCCCCAGGAAAAAUGAAUUCUGUUUGUAUCAGCUGCUGUAAUACUCCACUCUGCAAUGGACCCCGGCCCAAGAAGAGGGGGAAUUCUGGCACAGUGCCCAAGGCAGGCAUAUUAACUACUAUUUUGCUCUUAAAAUUGGCUCUUUUAUCGUCAGUGCAUUGCUAA